AUGCCAAGAGCAUUAUCAGAGAGUGAACUGCAGGAGGAACUAAAAAAGAGACGUAAUAAAAAAUUAAUGAUAAGAAUUAAUCACAAAUGUAGAACUAACGAGAAAGCAAUAAAAACUGUGGAAGAAAAAUUAGAAAUUAAAGUGGAUUGGAAUACGGUAGGAAGAAGUGAGCAGGGUACAAUAAGUUUAAAAUUUAAAAAUAUGGAGGAAAAGAAAAAUAUCGUAACGAAAAAAUGGAAACUGAAGGGAACAGAAAUAUACAUAGAUGAUGAAAUGACGGAAAGAGAGAGAGAGAAAAAGAAUAAAAACAAAAAUAGUGCUGAAAAAGAAAAACCGAGUAAAGUGAUGUGUUGGAACAUCGCGGGUAUAAAAGAAUACAGUGAGCUUAAUAAAUUGGUGGAAAAUUAUGACGUAGUAUCCCUGAUUGAGACUUGGGUUGAAGAAAAAGACAAAGAGAAGGUGAUAAAAAAUUUGAGUAGUGAAUUAAAAUGGUGGUGUAAACCAGCAGAGAGAAAAGAAAGUUGUACAAGAGGAAGAGCGAGCAGUGGGCAUUUAAUAGGAGUUAAAAAAGUUUAUGAAAAAGACUGGGAAAUUAAGGAAUGGAAAUUCGGUUUUACAAUAAGAAAUGACUGUAGGAGUGAAUUAAUAGUGACAGUUUAUAAUAAUGUAGGAAUAAAGAAAAUAAAAAAUGUAAUGAAAAAAUAUGAAUGUGAGUAUGAAAAUAUUAUAGUAAUAGGAGAUAUGAAUGCAAGAAUAGGUGAAUGCAUGGUGCCUGGGUUAAGUGAGGAUAAUAAUAAAAAAAGAAAAUCAAAAGACAAAGUAAUAAAUGCGGAGGGCAAAAAGUUAUUAAAAUUGUGUGAUGAUCUCGGGUUAAAAAUAUUAAAUGGAGCAACAAUGGGUGACAGAGCAGGUGAAAUGACUUUUAUAGGUGGAAAAAAUGAAGAUUGCUGCUCAGUGUUAGAUCUUGCAUUACAACUAGAUAGAGGAGAUGAAGUAAACAUAAUGGAGUUUAGAGUAUUAAAGAGAAUAGAGUCGGACCACCUACCAAUACAUAUUAUUACAAGAAGAAAUAGUGUGGGAGUAAUUGAAAAAGACAAGAAAAGUGUAAACAUAAAAAAGGGUUAA
This is a messenger RNA of Cotesia congregata, 1125 nucleotides long. The record is from the annotation of a GenBank genome assembly. Lineage: Eukaryota; Metazoa; Arthropoda; Insecta; Hymenoptera; Braconidae.